AUGGCGGCCAGCACGAGCGCAAGUGAGGCGGGCACAGCGCUACCGAGCACAACGAGCGGCAGCUGUCGAGCCUCACGGCCCAUCGGCAUCACGCUUCAUCAUAACAGUGGUGUGCUCGCGCACUGGCGCGUACACUUUGAACUUGACUCUGCGUUCUCCUCCGUCGUCGCUGUUGACUGCGUGGCCCGCUGUGUCGGCCACACGCGUCCCAUCAACGUGAUCAAGGCCCAUCGCCAGCUUGGCUGUGCCAUCUCCAUGGCCGUUUCCGAUGACGAAGCUGAAUUGUUGGUGUGGAAGGCCAAUGAUAGUCCUGUCAUACCGACAACACAUCGUGGGGAUCAAAGUGUCACGCAGCUUGCCCGUAUUAAACUGCCCGUGUCUGACAUGGAAACCCGGCACCUCCAGCAGUCGAUGGCUUUCUUUGAAACAGAGCGCUUUGUGGCUUGGGCCGUGGCCGUGGAUAAGACAGUACACAUGUUUGGGCUCGGUGCUGCUCGACUUGCCGACCGCUCGGCUAGUGCACAAGAGACCAUGGCGCAGGGCGGGCUCAUUUCACGCAUGGCUUUGGCACCGAAGCGCCUGCUCAAGCUGACAAGCGACGAGCCCAUUCAAGCGCUCUGCCUUGUGCGCCUCAACACCAGCACAGAGCGCGAGCGGCACGCCAUUCUGCUCUUUGGCACAACCACAACGCAGAUGGCCCUGCUCGAUGCCGAGGGAGAGAUGUUAUCGCCCGACGCACUUGUGGCACACCCCGUGCCCCUCGUCCUUCCGAGCAUCCAGGCCACUGCCUUAACGAUGGUCCCCAACCUGAAAUGGACGCCCGAUGCCGACGUGAGCUCGAUAACGCUGGACUCGUGUGGCGUCACUAGUGCAGCAUUAGAGGCCUCGGUCAGCCAGCUGCAAGCCCACUUUGUGCUUGCCACAUCCUCUGGCCUCCAGCUGUGGUGUGUCGAGGAUGACGAGCAAAGCGUGCAGGCCACCGAGCUCCUGCGUGUGCCUUUGACGCUCUUGCCUCUCAACCAGGUGCAGAUGGAUGUGGAUGUAUCGCGCCUUGGACGUGCCGUCAUCACGGCGCGCACCUCAGCCGUCACGGGCUCAAGUGCGACUGAGGUUGCGGUCGUAGACCUGCUGUCCCUGACCAAUGGGCAAGAGCCCGCAGUUAGCCGCUUGCCCUCGGAGCUGGCCGUGCGCCACGUCACCUGGUGCUGCUUGGAAACGGAGGCUGAACUCCUCCAGGUGUGCUGCGACGACUUUUUGUAUUUGCAAUGCCUUGACGCCUCCGGUGAUUUCCGGGUCUUGGCCAAGCAAAGCCAUGCUAGCCUUCCCCAGCAAGCUGCUAUGAUGCAAGGCGGUGUGUGCAUGAUGGCCACCGAAAACGGCAUGGACGUGUUCAGCAAAUGGGAUGAGCCUCUGCUCGCAGCUAUUCGCGAUACAGAAGCAUUUCCGGCCGUAUUUCUUCGCCUGCGCACGACGCCUGACCUGGGCGGCGCCAAACCGAGCUUUCACCCCGCUACACUUCGCCAGCUCGUCCUACACAACCAGGUCGACGCUGCCAUGGACGUCUUACAGCAGCUCUGGACCAGUGUGCGGCCUUUCCGCAUCUCGAAAGAAACUGCCGAGCUCGAACAAAACUCUUUCUUCACCUCCACGCUCGAUGACUACCGCUUUGAGUUGGACGGCGUCAAGGAAAAGCAACACGCCAUCGCGUGGCCCUGGCUACCUCUGGCACGGUAUGCCGACCGAAUGGAAGCCCAGCCGACCAAGACCGGCCCCCGUCAGCGCUUGAUGACCAAAGAGAGCCUCUUGACUGCACACGCAGAUACGGCCGGGGGCGACGAAGAACUCUCUUUGGCCGGCGUGGAUCGCCUGCAACGUGCGUUGAGUUGUGUAAGCGACACUUUCAUGGUAGGCAAACAAUUGGAUGAGCUUGGGGCCAUGGCGCGCGUCGUGCUUCGCUUGAACGGUGUUGCCCAAGAUUUAGAUGAGGCUGGCCAGCUCUUCCGAGCCUGUUGGGAACUGGCCGUUCCCACAGCAGCAACAACGGAGGCCAGCCAGUCCGUUGAUGCCCUUGGUGCAUUCAUCGGUGUGGUCAGCGACGCUGAGGACACGCUACUUGCCUUGGUGGAUCAAUUUGACGUUAUGCAACAGCGCUGGCGCCCUGCAGGGGAUCCGGAUCUGCGCUGGGCAGACUUUCGCGCAGCUGGAGCUGGAUACUGGGUGCGAAGCAAAGCCAAGCUGCAAGCUGUCAUUGAGCGCAUUGCAAAGGCUACUUUUCAGGCCACCAACGAUCCUUUGGAGGCAGCCAUAUUUUACGUGGUGCUGCGCAAGGCCAAGCUUCUUGCAGGACUGUUCAAGCUCAAGAACAACGAGCGGAUGGCCACUUUCUUCAACAACAACUUUGCCGAGGAGCGAUGGCAAACGGCAGCUUUGAAAAAUGCCUUUGUCUUGGUCUCCAAGCAUCGUUUUCAAGAGGCUGUUGCCUUUUUCCUGCUUGGCCGUGACGUCGCCUCUGCCUUGAACAUUUGCUUGCGCAACCUCAAUGAUCCACAGCUGGCUUUUGUUGUGGCCCGCCUGAUGUACGAUGAUGAGACUGCCAUCAGCUCCUUUGCCACCGACAGUUUGGCACAGCAUCUCUCAGAGCAUGGUGCACAUUUGGCCGGGCGUGCCCUGGCAUUGUGGCUGGGACGAAGUUAUUGCGAGUCGUUUGACGAGCUCACGCGCGUCACGCAGCGCUUUGCCAACCCUGACCUGGCCCUGCGCCUUGCCCUGCGCCUUGAACAGCACAGCCAGCUGCGUGGCAAGCGGCGCGUCCCGACUAACUUGUAUCAGCAAGCAGCCUCGAGUCUGGCGGCUGGUGGCCACCACAUAUUUGCUGCCCUCGUCUGCCAAGAGCUGCUGCAACGCCUGGAGGAGGAGGAAGCCAACUCCAUCGCAGCACCUGACGGCGAGGUGAGUACGGCAGUUACGGAUAGCAGCGGCGCUGCGACGUCACAACAGGAUUUGAUCAACUCGGGCACCUUUAGCUUCGAUGCCUUUGGCGGCUUUGGGUUUGACGAUUUUCCACCUGAGCCAGAACCCGAGCCCGUGGGGCCAGCAACAGACACUGCUCAUGCAGAUACGGAUGAAAGCUCCUUGGAAAAGUUGCUCUCCGCCUUGAUUCCACUAGCACGCUGUAUUACCGUGCGUCGCUUGCGCCAUGCAUUGGCUGUGCACGUGGCCAGUGACCUGGGCCAGCUGAGCCAACUCCACAUGCCCUGGUCCGCAGCUCUACGCAAAACGGCGGCGGGAGCUGCAUUGUGCUUUCCGACCGCAUCUCUAGAUGUGCCCGUCCAACCUGGUACAGUACCGUGGCUUGCUCUAAAUCUGGCGACCAAUGCCUUUGAUCUGAGCGCCGCGGGUAGUUUGCUGGCCGCUUGUAAACCGAGUCAAUUGGUGCGACAGAUGGAACGCGUGUCACGUGAACUGCUGAACUGUGCGCAGAGCUUUCUUGUCACGCGCUCUGGCCAGUCGGAGGAAGAACCUGGCGCCACCGCACCCGCGAGUGCAGACCUCAACACACUCUCUCACAAACUCUCGGCCAGCCUCUCUCGCUCCCUUCGCAAGGUCGCCAUCGACCCCGAGGGCCUCCCGCUCCCUGUCUCGCCUGAAAGCUUGGCGGAGCAAGUUUUGGCUGUGUAUGUGGCACGCGUGGCACUGCAUUGGCGCGAGCGCAAUCUCCCGGCACUGCAGAGCACCUUUGCGCGCUUUCACCCGACUAAAAUAUGGACUAUUCUCUUUGGUGCGGAAAGCGAGUCGUGCUUGCUGGCGGCACAGCGGCUGGCCGCUGGCAAGCACGCAGCCGAACUUCAAGACACAGUGGAGUUGCUAUGUCUUCUGGAGAACGAAGGGGCCAGUGAGGAUGCGCUGCCUCCCGGCUUUACUCGGGAGGCAGUUCUCAACAGCCUGGAUGCCUUGGCCGACGUUGAGGAAACUGAGGAGGGCCGGGAGUCAGACUCGGUGCCCCAGGAUGCAGCGUACCGGUAUCGCUGGGCUUUACUGGAACUGACGAUUCUGCGCACGGUUUGUCGGCAAAUAGACUGUGUCCUCGAAUCAGCAGGCCUGGCCACCAGCGAGCUGAGUUGGACGAGCCCCGCGCUCUAUCGCCUCGUCAUGCGCUUGAGCCGACACGUGGACGUUCUGCGUACCGAGUACGAUGCUCUGGCUACGCCUGACGUCUCUCUCGCUGGGUCGCUGGGCGACAGCGCGCCGUCAAACGACGGCGCGAACUUGACGGCCACAACGCGUAGCAUCUUCAAAAUGAAGGCGCUUGUUGAGCCUCGUAACAACCCUUUCAAGGGUGUCAAUGCUCGGCGUCUGUGGCACACGCUCAUCAACGCGCCACUCGUGCUUGAGCUGGUGCAGGGUGAUUUGUUGGACAAAUCGACGACGAGCGUGGGCCCCAUUGUGGACCAAUUGCCACUCGCAGACUGGUACACCAUGGGCACGGUGCACCACGAGGUCGUGGACAUGAUUGCCACCUUGCGCUCCUCCAACACGCGCCUGGCACUCGGUACCACGCGUGAUAUUCUUGAGAUUGAUACGGACGCGUCUCUGCGGCAGGAGGGCCUCAAGGUGACACUCGAGCGCCCGGUUCCCAACACACGCCGUCUUUGCGGCCACCCUCGCCAUGAGAUGUACGUGUCCGCAGGCACGGAUGAUCAGCUGGUACUCUGGGAGUACGACAGUCCACAGCCGCAAGGAUUAUAUCAACGCAAGUCCUCAAAUUCGAGCGUGUCACACACCGCUUUUGAUCUGUUCGGAUGCCGCCUGGGUCAGGCGCAAAGUGACGGCACCGUGCACCUAUGGCAUUUCGCCCAACAAUCGCGAGGUACUCCCUUUCGGGAACUUUCCUCCGGUCUGAAGCGGCUUGAGUACUUUGAAUUUCUCAGCGCCAGUAUUCUUGCCCUGGGUGGCCAUCCACAAGAGCACCACUCUGUUGAAGUGUGGGACACUUUGCUGCCACCACGUCAAAGCGUCGUGCAGCGCUUCCACGUUACCGAUGCCACCGCAACGAGCCUACUUUAUCUGCCCGAAAAGCUUCAGUUGCUUUGUGGUACUUCAAAGGGAGAUGUGGCUCUGCUCGAUAUUCGAACACAGUCCAUUGUCAAGACUAUGCCCAUGCACGAUGGGUCGGUUCAGAAGAUGCUCUUGUGUGAAGAUGGCCACCAUGUGACCACCACGGGUUUGGACGGUGCCGUACGGCUGUGGGACGCGCGCACUGGCACUGAGCGGUGCCGGUGGGAUCAAGUGCACGGCACACGUGGUCGCAUGUUUUCCGAGCGCGCCUCUGAUCUAGCCCUCGUAGGGUCGCUGCUCUACUCAGUUGGGCCUGAUGGGAGUCUGCGUUGCAUCAACCUGCGCAACUUUGUUUAG
Messenger RNA from Monosiga brevicollis MX1, 5412 nucleotides. RefSeq lists its product as uncharacterized. Gene Ontology annotation, molecular function: protein binding. Gene Ontology annotation, cellular component: RAVE complex. The coding region runs from base 1 to 5412 and encodes 1803 amino acids. The transcript has 4 exons. Gene Ontology annotation, biological process: vacuolar acidification. NCBI's taxonomy places the organism in Eukaryota, Choanoflagellata, Craspedida, Salpingoecidae. The record is from RefSeq and is a predicted model, not a curated record.